ACGAUACGUGCUUUCACGUCAGAGUCUACAAAAGUCUCCAGUAACACUAGAAAAAGUCGCUAGAUUUGUCGCUAGUCGCUUUUUUGAAAACGAGUCGCUAGAGGGGUCUAAAAACUUGCUAAAUAUAGCGACAAAGUCGCUAAGUUGGCAACACUGCGCUUAACUAAGCGAGACAGUUAACCUGGUCCGGAGCAGACUUGUUCACUCACCUAAGUUACCAGGGUAACUCAGCGGGGAUUAAUUUAAGACACGUUGAUGGAACGGAAUUUCCACUUAAAUGAAUCAGACUUGUCAAAAUAAGUCAGACUUUCCCUUAAUUCUGCUUCGUGGAAUACCCCCCAGUAGCUGUUAAUAAUCACGAACUCCCUCACUAACCAGCAUCCUCUCACCCCGCACAAAGCUUACCGCAUUUCAGUUUGCUUCCUUCCUCUUUUGCUUACGACAAGGAGUAAGCGAUAAACGGCUGGCAUUUCAGGAUUCGAUGCAAAUGGAAAAAGAGUGAACUGCACUCGAGAAAAAAUGGAUUACCAUGCUGUGGCCUAAGGAUUUUAAACGUUUCAUAAUUGGUGUGAUUGCCAUCCUUAUGCUUCUUAUCUGUAAUCUCAGCUAUUCGUGUAACCAGGCUGAGUAUGACAUAGGUGGGGAGUGCUGUCCUGUGUGUCCUCAAGGGGAUAGAGUUUACAAACACUGUACAGCGCAGUCCAGCACUUCCUGUGUUCCAUGUGUUGGUUUGACUUACACAGAUGAGCCAAAUGGUUUGACUAAAUGUAAACCAUGUACUGUCUGUGACCAGGGCCUUGGAUUGAAAACAGUGAGGGCCUGUACACCUUCUUCAGAUACAGUGUGUGGGGUCCUGGAAGGGCACUAUUGUAUUAAUCCUUAUAAGGGAGGGUGCAGAGCAGCCAAUAAACACACAGCCUGCAAACCUGGACAGUUCAUCAAACAGCCUGGAGCAGAAUAUAUUGAUACCGUCUGUGAGGACUGCAGUGAUAACUCAUACUCUGAUGGCUCUUUCACAUCCUGUAAACCACACAUAGAGUAA
Molecule: messenger RNA, 1042 nt
Organism: Paramormyrops kingsleyae
Lineage: Eukaryota; Metazoa; Chordata; Actinopteri; Osteoglossiformes; Mormyridae
Source: RefSeq, a predicted model, not a curated record